AUGUCGUCCACCCAGGGCUCCGCCCCAGCCGAGACCCGCGCCGGCCAAAUUUAUGCCCUCAUCGGCGCCGUGCUUCCGCUAUGUAUCAUCGCGGUGUCACUUCGCUUCUACAGUCGCUUAAAAUACACACACAUUGGCGUUGAUGACAUUCUCUGUCUCCUAGCUACCGUUCUCUUCAUAUGCUUGACCGUCGCAACGUUUCUUGCAAUUUCAUUCGGAAUGGGUAGCCACAUUGGCGACGUACGUCCUGAAAAUGGCAUCAAGAUGGAAAAGUGUGGCUUUACUUCGCAGCUCCUCUACCCACCUCUGCUAGGUCUCGUCAAGGUUUCCAUCCUGAUGUUCCUUAACCGCAUCCUACCCACCGUGCACUCCUGGAAAACUCCGCUCAAGUGCCUCGCCGCCUUCGUCGCCUUGGCCGAGACAGCAUUCUUCUUCACACUUAUCUUCCAGUGCCAGCCCAUCCAUGCCUACUGGGAUCGGGCUAUGCCCGGUCGCAAAUGCAUCAACCAGCCCGCUUUUUACUACGUCGAUGCAGUAUUCAACAUCGUCUUCGACCUCGUCAUCAUCAUCAUUCCUUCCGUUAUCUUUCGGAAUCUCAACCUCCCCAAGAAGCAAAAGUACGGUGUCAUCGCCCUCUGCUCAGUUGGUAUUUUCACACUCGUCUCGAGCGUUAUUCGUUUGCCCUAUCUCCUUAACCUCAACCAGUCUGAUGAUCCGACCUGGGCCGUCGUUAAUAUCGUCCUGUGGUCCAACGCGGAGGCCUCUUCAGCCAUCAUUCUCUCGUGCAUCCCCACCAUGAAGCCCAUCUACGUCAGCAUCCGCCAGCGCUACUGGCCUCAGACUUCUUCGACCAACGGUAACAACCGCAAGCCUCAGUCAUCCAAUACUUCCAAAUAUUGGCGUUCCUUCGCUGCUCCAGCCUCUGUCACCGACAAGACGGAGGGUGCGGCCCAGUAUCGCCAGGUCGACGAGUAUAGCAUGGACAGCCGCCCCGGUGUUGGUGCAAAGUAA
Molecule: messenger RNA, 1011 nt
Organism: Parascedosporium putredinis
Lineage: Eukaryota; Fungi; Ascomycota; Sordariomycetes; Microascales; Microascaceae
Source: the annotation of a GenBank genome assembly